UCGACAUAAAAACGAAAUGCCUAUAGUGAAAUUUGAUGCCUAACACAGAACAGACCUCCUCCAAAGCCCGUUGGCUCCUCACUUCGCUAUGCGCCCGUCCAGCCAGCCAGACUCAACCUAAGCAGCGGUUCACUAACUCCUUCCCCCGCCCCAAGCUCUCAUUGUCCCCCUCCAAGAUGGAGGCGCUGGAGGUUUUGGGGGGCUACCCGACCAAGCCCUCGAACCCUCGAUCACGAAUGGUCAGGGUUCUACUGAGUAUGACUGUUGUUAUGGGAUGUUUAUUAACGCUACAUAGUUUUCUCAAAAUCACUAAGUCGCGGAAGCCGCAAGAUUUCUACUCUUUUGAGGUGAAGGACGCCAAAGGGAGAAGCGUUUCUCUGGAGAGAUACAGAGGCAAAGCGUCUCUGGUUGUCAACGUGGCGAGCCACAGCGAACACACAGAGAAUAACUUUCGCUCUCUGCAAGAGCUGCACCGGGAACUGGGGACGUCCCAUUUCAACGUGCUGGCUUUUCCCUGCGGCCAGUUCGGGGAGACCGAGAUGGGGACCAGCCGGGACAUCGAGGCCAACGCCAAGAACACCCAUGGCGUCACCUUCCCUAUCUUCAGUAAGAUCAAAAUCAUGGGAUCGGAGGCGGAACCAGCUUUUAAAUUCAUAACAGAUUCUGUAAAAAAGAUUCCGAAGUGGAACUUCUGGAAGUUCCUGGUGAACCCUGAGGGCCAGGUGGUGAGGUACUGGAAGGCAGAGGAGCCCGUCGAGAGUGUUCGUCAGGAGGCCACGGCCAUGGUGCGCGAGAUCAUUCUGAAGAAAAGGGCAGAACUCUAACAGCGUGGAACUUGUCAAGACAGGAGUGACUACACCUCUGAGUUCAAUUGAACGUUCCUGGGGUACUGUACGACGGAGGAACAUUUCAACACACUUUAUUAUGAUUUGACCACUUUGACAAACUUUGCAGAAGAUCAUGUUCAUUGCACUGUAGGUGGGUUUAGAAUUUUACUGGAUGGAUAUAGGACUAGAAUAGGAGCCUGUGUGUGUGUGUGUGUGUGUGUGUGUGUGUGUGUGUGUGUGUGUGUGUGUGUGUGUGUGUGUGUGUGUGUGUGUGUGUGUGUGUGUGUGUGUGUGUGUGUGUGUGUGUGUGUGUGUGCGUGUGUGCGUGUGUGUGUGUGUGUGUCUCUGUGUGUGUAAUAUAGAUUUUCUUUGUGUCAGUACUCUCUGGUAGCUGCAUGUACACAUGGCCAUCUUGUUCAGUUUGUCUUGUUCUGAGAUAGAUUAAAGACGGUUAUGUUUA
Molecule: messenger RNA, 1287 nt
Organism: Oncorhynchus tshawytscha (Chinook salmon)
Lineage: Eukaryota; Metazoa; Chordata; Actinopteri; Salmoniformes; Salmonidae
Product: probable glutathione peroxidase 8
Exons: 3
Coding region: 36-824 (262 amino acids)
Biological process (GO): response to oxidative stress
Molecular function (GO): glutathione peroxidase activity
Source: RefSeq, a predicted model, not a curated record